AUAAACAUUUUAGUAGAUCCAUCAAAGAGAUAUGUGUAUUUGUAGAAGCGAUAGGUAUAUUUCAAUGGAAUCUCGUGUUUUUACAAACUUUAGUGACUUUAGUAAGCUACCAGACCAUAUUGUUGUUUAUAUGCAACAUAUAUUUUAUGCAGAAUUUGUUUUUUACCUUAGGAUAAAUAUUGCUUGGAUAAUACACACAUAUUUUUAAAAGGUGGAGCAAAGUAAACAUGAUCGUUUAUAGCAAUAACAUAACAUGUCUGAAUUUCUGGAAAAGCCGACGAUAUAUACUAGCCCUAUUGGCCAGUUUUGGAUUUCUCAAUGUAUAUGCCUUAAGGUCAAACUUAAGCGUUGCCAUUGUAGAUAUGACACAAUUAAGGCAAGUCAAGUUGGACAAUGGCACAGUUUUUAUGAAAAGCGACUUCAACUGGGACUCAAAAUUACAGGGUUAUGUGCUUAGUUCCUUUUUCUACGGAUAUGUUCUUACACAGAUUAUUGGAGGAUACGUAGCCUCGAGAAUUGGAGGUGCCAAAGUUUUUGGUAUUGGAAUAGCCGUUACGUCAUUGCUAACCAUUAUUACACCAAUUGCAGCAAAAUUUAACGUUUAUUUGUUUAUUGUUGUAAGAGCCCUAGAAGGAUUUUUUGAGGGAACUACGUAUCCAGCAUGUAAUGCUUUCUACGCGAAAUGGGCGCCGCCUUUAGAAAGAACCAGGUUAAUUGCGAUAGCUUGGUCUGGUGGUUACUUGGGAGCGGUAGUUUCUAUGCCCUUUAGUUCACUUUUAGCAACAUAUCUGGGAUGGGAAAGUAUAUUUUACUUUUUUGGUGGUGUUGGAUUGAUAUGGUACAUAUUUUGGAUAAUAUUUGCAAGAGAUGCACCUGAAAAAGACUCUAGAAUAAGCAAAGAAGAAUUACUGUACAUUAGAGAAUCUAUAAAUGCUACAAGACAAAUUAAAGAAGUGGUUGAUAUUCCUAUAAGACACUACGUCACGUCUUUGGCGGUAUGGGCGAAUGCUCUCGCAUUUUUUUCUGAAUUUUGGGGAUUUUACACGCUCUUAACUUGUUUACCAAAUUUUAUGAAAAAUAUAUUAAAAUUCGACCUAAACUCAUCUGGUAUGGUAUCUGGAGCUCCAUACCUAGCCAUGGCGAUUAUGAUUCAAUUUGCUGGUCAACUGGGGGAUUGGAUAUUGACCAGAAAUAUUUUAAGUAGAACAAAUACACGAAAAGUUUUUACGAUAAUAGGUUUUUCUGCCCAAGCAAUAUUUUUAUUAAUAGGAAGUUUUUGGAUGUCACACAUAGGCACAUCAAUAUGCUUGAUAUUGGCUGUUGGAAUUGGGGCAUUCGCAAUGGCUGGAUUUGGCGUAAGUGUCCUAGAUCUAGCUCCAAGAUAUGGAGGAACUACAAUGGGUUACUGCAAUACUUUUGGAGCUGCAACUGGUGUCAUUAGCCCCAUUGUGACAGGAUAUAUAGUAACUGACACGACAAGCGUCCAUCAAUGGAGAAUAAUCUUCUAUAUUGCAGCAUCUAUAUACGUUGCAGGAGCUAUUUUUUAUGGUUUAUUUGGUUCAUCAGAUCUGCAAGCUUGGGGACGAGAAGACGAAAAACCUAUAGAAUUGAAUAAUACUAAACAUAAACAAAACAGGGUCGAACCAGAUUAAUAUGUUUUUGUAUAAAUAAAUUAUUUAUUAGUUA
This is a messenger RNA of Diabrotica virgifera virgifera (western corn rootworm), 1686 nucleotides long. RefSeq names its product sialin-like. Gene Ontology annotation, cellular component: plasma membrane. The transcript has 9 exons. NCBI's taxonomy places the organism in Eukaryota, Metazoa, Arthropoda, Insecta, Coleoptera, Chrysomelidae. Gene Ontology annotation, biological process: transmembrane transport; monoatomic anion transport. The coding region runs from base 228 to 1652 and encodes 474 amino acids. The record is from RefSeq and is a predicted model, not a curated record. Gene Ontology annotation, molecular function: transmembrane transporter activity.